Messenger RNA from Ziziphus jujuba (common jujube), 2487 nucleotides. Its product is annotated as threonine--tRNA ligase, chloroplastic/mitochondrial 2. The transcript is spliced from 8 exons. Gene Ontology annotation, molecular function: threonine-tRNA ligase activity; ATP binding. NCBI's taxonomy places the organism in Eukaryota, Viridiplantae, Streptophyta, Magnoliopsida, Rosales, Rhamnaceae. The record is from RefSeq and is a predicted model, not a curated record. Gene Ontology annotation, cellular component: chloroplast stroma; cytoplasm; mitochondrion. Gene Ontology annotation, biological process: threonyl-tRNA aminoacylation. The coding region runs from base 163 to 2196 and encodes 677 amino acids.
UAAUUGGCUACCAAAUGAGAAGAAAAGCUCAGCAGCAUCCAAUUUCCCAGAAAACCCAAAACAAAAUCUCCACCACACACACACACACACACACACACACACACACACACAGAGACUCCUAAAGUCCAUCAUCCUCCAUAGCUCACUCUCAACGAAACCCAGAUGUUCAUUCUUCAGAGAAUGGCGAAUUCAUAUUCCCUCUUCACCUCCUCUGCGUUUCUAUCUACCCCUCUCUUAAAGACUUCUUCUUUGCCUUCCCAUUUUCAUUCCAAUCUCAGUCGCUUUGUUUCAACAACACCCUUUAACGCCCUUUUCAACAACAAUAGAAAUGGGUUUUCCACCUCUUUGGCUGUAGCUACUGAUUCUUCCUCCCAGAUUGCGGUUUCUACCCAGAAUGAAAAAUUGAACCAGACCCAGAAUGACAAAACUGAUGAUUUUCGGAAAGUUGUGCUUCCCACCAACGACUCCUCUGAUAAGCUCCUAAGAAUUCGCCACUCGUGUGCACAUGUAAUGGCCAUGGCUGUUCAAAAGAUUUUCCCGGAUGCGAAAGUUACAAUUGGGCCAUGGAUAGAAAAUGGGUUUUAUUAUGAUUUUGAUAUGGGGCCUUUGACAGACAGAGACCUGAAGAAAAUCAAGAAGGAAAUGGAUCGAAUCAUUGGUAGAAAUUUACCACUUGUAAGAGAAGAAGUUACGAGAGAUGAAGCUCAGAGAAGAAUAAUGGCUCUUAAUGAACCUUACAAGUUGGAGAUUUUGGAUAGCAUUAAAGAAGAUCCUAUUACCAUCUAUCAUAUUGGUGAUGAAUGGUGGGACCUUUGUGCUGGCCCCCAUGUUGAAUCGACCGGAAAAAUUAACAGAAGAGCUGUUGAACUUGAAUCUGUUGCUGGUGCUUACUGGAGAGGAGAUGAGAAAAACCAAAUGCUGCAGAGGAUUUAUGGGACUGCAUGGGAGAACGAAGAACAACUGAAGGCUUACCUUCACUUCAAAGAGGAGGCUAAACGUCGGGAUCACAGACGCCUUGGUCAAGAUCUUGAUCUGUUUUCUAUACAGAAUGAAGCUGGUGGGGGUCUUGUUUUCUGGCAUCCCAAAGGUGCUAUUGUGAGACACAUGAUCGAAGACUUGUGGAAAAAAAUCCACAUAGAACGUGGUUACGAUAUGCUGUAUACUCCACAUGUAGCAAAGGCAGAUCUUUGGCAGAUCAGUGGCCAUCUGGACUUUUACAAAGAGAAUAUGUAUGACCAGAUGAGCAUUGAGGAUGAACUCUAUCAACUUCGACCAAUGAACUGCCCUUACCAUAUAUUGAUUUACAAAAGGAAGCUUCACUCUUAUCAUGAUUUUCCUAUUCGAGUAGCAGAGUUGGGAACGGUAUAUAGAUAUGAAUUAUCUGGAAGCUUACAUGGCCUGUUUCGAGUAAGAGGUUUCACUCAGGAUGAUGCACACAUAUUUUGUUUGAGUGAUCAAAUAAAAGAUGAAAUCAGGGGUGUCCUAGAUCUUACAGAAGAAAUGUUACUUCAAUUUGGUUUUAGCAAGUAUGAAGUCAAUCUUUCCACGAGGCCAGAGAAAGCUGUUGGAGGUGAUGAUAUAUGGGAAAAAGCAACAUCUGCCCUGAAAGAAGCUUUAGAUGACAAGGGUUGGAGCUAUCAAAUUGAUGAAGGCGGUGGUGCCUUUUAUGGCCCAAAGAUUGAUCUUAAGAUUGAGGAUGCUUUGGGAAGGAAGUGGCAGUGUUCAACCAUCCAGGUGGAUUUUAACCUACCACAACGUUUUGACAUCACAUAUGUUGACUCAAACUCAGAAAAAAAGCGACCUAUCAUGAUCCAUAGAGCAGUACUUGGAUCAUUGGAGCGAUUUUUCGGAGUUCUCAUAGAGCAUUAUGCUGGGGAUUUUCCACUAUGGCUUUCUCCAAUCCAAGCUCGAAUUUUGCCAGUUACUGAUACUCAGCGUGAAUACUGCAGUGAGGUUGCUAAGAAAUUGAAAGCAAAUGGCAUUAGGGCUGAAGUUUGCCAUGGCGAACGCCUUCCCAAACUCAUUAGGAAUGCAGAGACGCAGAAGAUUCCAUUGAUGGCAGUUGUGGGACCCAAGGAAGUUGAAACUGGUACUGUUACAGUAAGAUCCAGGUUUGCUGGGGAUAUUGGAACAUUGACAGUUGAAGACUUUGUGGGAAGAACCAAGUCUGCCACUGAAAACAGAACAUCAUUUUGAAGUAGCGAAUGCCAAAGAAAAAUACACAAGGUGAAAUAAUGUCAUGGAAAAGUUAAAAAAAGGAAAAAAAAAAAAAAGAAACAAAAAAAGUUUUGUUGUUUAGAGUUAAACUUGAGCAUGGCAUUGAUUUUGUAUACUUUCAGAUUUUCAUUGAGAUUGAACCAUCAAUAGGAAGGCUACACUUGUAUAUAUAUUCAGUUAACUAGAAGGCAAGAAUGUCAUCAAGAAGUUGGUUUAUCUUUCAUUUAUUUGGUUUACAAAUGAAUAAAGCAAUUUAUUUAUUUUUCAGAA